AUGGUGGAGCUGACGCACCACCUGAGCAAGUGGUUGGAGACAGCCGAAUUUCGGCAUUAUUUUCCACAGCCCUCCGUGAUUCACCGUGUCGAAGGCUUUCGUCAGAUCUACGAAGGUAGAGUACAGGUGGGUCCGCAUCUCCUAGCAUUUCUCCUGCAGUUGGCGGGCGGCCAAAAUCAUUUCCGUGGUUACGCGGAGAAGGCGGAGGGCGGACUAGCUUUCCAGCAGGGGACCCUGUUCCAGAUGGUUGAGGAGAACUUAAGCGAAGAUCUUCCCGGCGAUAUUCAGCGAGGAGAUACCUCGGUGGUUGUCGCGGAGUUAGCGGUUACCUUUCUGCUUGUAAAAGUGAAUGGUUGUGGCUAUCUGAAAUCCUGGAGGACUUCUUCUUGA
This is a messenger RNA of Spirometra erinaceieuropaei, 390 nucleotides long. NCBI's taxonomy places the organism in Eukaryota, Metazoa, Platyhelminthes, Cestoda, Diphyllobothriidea, Diphyllobothriidae. The record is from the annotation of a GenBank genome assembly.